This is a messenger RNA of Thlaspi arvense, 1212 nucleotides long. NCBI's taxonomy places the organism in Eukaryota, Viridiplantae, Streptophyta, Magnoliopsida, Brassicales, Brassicaceae. The record is from the annotation of a GenBank genome assembly.
AUGAGAAGUCGACUCUUGACACUCUCAAGAGUAAGGCUCGAGCUUGGGAGAAGAACCAGAACAAUGUCUGCAACAUCCGUACCUUCAAUGGCGGAAUUUCUCACCAAAAAUCCUUACUCUCCUCCUUCUUGGGCUUCUCAUCUUCGUCCGAUUCCUUCCCACACUUUCUCCCUCGCCCACCUUCCUACUCCGAUCCAUCGAUGGAAUCUUCCUGGUCUUCCUAAUGGCACUGAGCUAUGGAUCAAGCGGGAUGACUUCACGGGGAUGGAAUUGAGCGGAAACAAAGUCCGAAAACUCGAAUUCCUUUUGGCCGACGCCGUCGAUCAACAAGCCGACACCGUCAUCACCAUCGGCGGCAUCCAGAGCAAUCACUGCCGUGCCACAACCGUCGCAUCUAACUAUCUCAAUCUCAAUACUCAUCUUAUCCUCCGCACCUCCAAGCUUCUUGCUGACGAAGAUCCUGGGUUGGUUGGGAAUCUCCUUGUGGAGCGUCUCGUUGGAGCUAAUGUUCAUCUCAUCUCCAAGGAAGAGUAUUCCUCCAUUGGGAGUGAGGCUCUUACUAAUGCACUGAAAGAGAAGCUGGAGAAGGAAGGUAAAAAGCCUUAUGUGAUUCCUGUUGGUGGAUCAAACUCUUUGGGAACUUGGGGUUAUAUCGAAGCAGCAAGGGAAAUUGAGGAGCAGCUAAAAAGUAGAAAUGAUGGCUUAAAGUUUGAUGAUAUUGUAGUAGCAUGUGGCAGUGGUGGUACAAUUGCUGGUAUCUCAUUGGGGUCUUGGUUGGGUGCUCUAAAAGCCAAGGUUCAUGCUUUCUCGGUUUGCGAUGAUCCUGAUUACUUCCAUGACUUUGUACAAGGCCUUCUCGAUGGGCUUCAAGCUGGUGUAAACUCUCGUGAUAUCAUUAACAUCCACAAUGCCAAAGGAAAAGGAUAUGCGAUGAACACUUCAGAGGAGCUUAAGUUUGUAAGGGAAGUAGCAAGCGCAACGAGUGUUAUUCUUGAUCCUGUUUACAGUGGGAAAGCUGCGUACUGUUUGAUAAAUGAGAUGAAGAAAGAUCCCAAAAGUUGGGAAGGAAGAAAGAUAUUGUUCAUACACACUGGUGGGCUUCUUGGGCUGUAUGAUAAGGUUGAUCAAAUGGGUUCUCUGAUGGGUAAUUGGAACCGAAUGGAUGUUCAAGAAUCCGUCCCAAGAAAAGAUGGUGUUGGAAAAAUGUUCUAA